Drosophila serrata is the source of this 510-nucleotide messenger RNA. RefSeq names its product ribosomal protein S27 (gene RpS27). Gene Ontology annotation, biological process: translation. Gene Ontology annotation, molecular function: structural constituent of ribosome. Lineage: Eukaryota; Metazoa; Arthropoda; Insecta; Diptera; Drosophilidae. Gene Ontology annotation, cellular component: ribosome. The record is from RefSeq and is a predicted model, not a curated record.
AACAUUGGCACUCAAGUUAAGUUGGCUGCGAUUUACCCCACUUCCUUUUCCGUGUUAGCUGUGAAAGAAAAAACAUGCCGCUAGCAAAAGAUCUUCUGCACCCUCUGCCCGCUGAGGAGAAGCGCAAGCACAAGCUGAAGCGCCUGGUCCAGCACCCUAACUCGUACUUCAUGGACGUCAAGUGCCCCGGCUGCUACAGGAUUACCACCGUCUUCAGCCACGCCCAGGGCGUUGUGGUCUGCGCUGGAUGCGCAACCAUUCUGUGCCAGCCCACUGGAGGACGCGCCAAGCUGACAGAAGGCUGCUCUUUCCGCAGGAAGCCACAGUAAAAUGGGACUCGCGAUGAACCACAAAUUAUUAAUUUUUUAAUAAAAUCUAUAAAACGUAAAGAAACCACAGAACCGAUCCGAAAGAAAGCCUGUUGUAAUUCGAUUGCUGCGGUCCUUUGGUUCAAUGUGCUUUGUGAAUUAAAGAAUUAACGAUCUUGUGGUUGGCUACGUGAAAAAAACA